CCGCGCAGAUUUGUUGGGUCGGCGAUCGGCACCGAGUAGAGCCUCGCCAGGCCCCCGUAGAAUCCCCAACAGCGUUGAACGUUUGGGCAUUGGCAUGUUGCUUGCGCAAUCGAGACAGGAGAGGGAGGAAGGGGAGGAGGAGGGGGAGGGGGGUGGCUCGGCGCGGGGCGAGACGGGUGCAGAUGAGCUCGGCAAAUGCUCCAAGCUUGCGAGAGCAUGGCCACACAAAAGCACACCCGAAGUACAGCAAACAAACACAAUAUUUAAACACCUUCUCCCAACAUACAGCCCAGGACGGCCUUUGACACAAAUGCGGUGCCUCGGCACCUUCGGCACGCUUGGCUAGCACGGAAAAACACUGAUACCAUGCACGGCGCUGGCAAGUGUGCUCACUGCUUCACUGCAGAAAUACAAGGUGCGACUGCCGCGCGCCCGUAGGGGCGGGCGCCCGCGCGCACAGGUGCACCGAGGCCCUGAUGAUGGCGGAUCCCUGUGCAAGCCCGUGCGCGGAGGGCGUGAUGAAUAAUAAAAACAACUGUGUAAAUUAUGAGUCAUUACUAUGCCGUCUACGACCAGCUAACCCACUCCUCGGCACACUGCAACGAAGGAUACGCCCGGUGAGACGAUAGUGCGACAGGAACAGUGCCGUGCCGUAGAGUCACUGGGCCUGAUGCAACAGAAACAGAAUGGGCUUACUCAGCGGUGCCAUUCCGUGAUUCGCCAGCCACACGGGCCAGAGGCAGAUUGAAAUCUCUGGCACGAGUUUCAGACUGGUUCUAGUUCGCGCGCGCGGCGACCCCUGGGGACCACCAGACGGAUGCCCGAACUGCGGGGCGCGACCCUCGGGGCACCAGGAGCGCACCAGGAGGGCCACCAGGAGGCGCCAAAUGGGUGGCAGGCCCCACGGCCUCAGGCCAAGAGCGCGCCUGUGCAAAAAAUACUUCGAUUGAAUAAAUCGAGUGCUGGCGUACGGCCACGCCUGAGACAAAGUACCCACACGGGGAGAAGGGUAAAGACACACACACACACACAAAGCACUGGGACUGUCCAGCCGAGAAGGGGAUGGAGAGAGAGGAAGGGCGUGCCACUAGCCUCGACAGUCAAGGGUCUCCAAAAUCGAAAUCGAUGCCGUCUGCCCCUUCAGAACCAGCUGCAUCUGCCGCAGCGGCUGCCUCUGCGGCGCCGCUGGCCGCACUCCGCGAAGUCUGCGCAGUCCCUCUGCUCCCCCGGCGGCGCUGCACCGCAGCGACCCUGUGGCGUCCGAGCUCCUCCGCCUGCCUCCCCUCGGCGGCGCUGGCGGGCGCGCGCUCCCCGAGCUCUGCGCGCUCCGCCUCCGCGUGCUGCCUUGCCGCAGCGGCGCCUCCGCCCCGCCCCGCGGCGAGGCCCGGCGGCCCGUGGCCGCCACGGCACGCGGGGGCCCGAGCGCGGCCUCC
Molecule: messenger RNA, 1433 nt
Organism: Prorocentrum cordatum
Lineage: Eukaryota; Dinophyceae; Prorocentrales; Prorocentraceae
Source: the annotation of a GenBank genome assembly